Molecule: messenger RNA, 1085 nt
Organism: Crotalus tigris (Tiger rattlesnake)
Lineage: Eukaryota; Metazoa; Chordata; Lepidosauria; Squamata; Viperidae
Gene: OAF
Product: out at first homolog
Exons: 4
Coding region: 124-969 (281 amino acids)
Source: RefSeq, a predicted model, not a curated record
CCCCCCCACUCGCGCCGCGCAGCCAGCAAACUUCGGGAAAGUUUUUUCCGCGCGGCGGCCGGAGCAGCGCCCGGGGCUGAGUCCCGUCUCUGGCCGUCCAGCCGCUUUGCGCUCCGGCCGGGGAUGCCCGCUCGGGCCAGUUGGGACGGCCGGCUGCCCGCCGCGCUCCUCGGCUGGCUGCUGGGGCUGGGGCUGCUGCUGCGGCUGGGGCUGAGCGGGGCGGCGGCGGCGCCGUCGGAGCUGCGGGUGCGAGUGCGGCUCCCCGACGGGCGGGUGACGGAGGAGAGCCUGCAGGCGGACAGCGGCGCCGACUGCGUCAGCCUGGAGCUCCGGAAGAGCGACGGGACGCUGGUCAGCCUGACCGCCGACUUCAAGCAGGAGGUGAAGAUAUUCCGAGCCCUGAUACUUGGGGAACUGGAAAGGGGACAGAGUCAGUUCCAAGCUCUUUGCUUCAUCACCAGGCUGCAGCGCAACGAGAUCAUCCCCAGCGAAUCCAUGGCCAAACUGAGACAGAAAAACCCACAGACAGUGCGGCAGGCGGAGGAGGUUCGUGCGCUCGAGCAUCUCAGCAUGGAUAUAGCUGUCAAUUUCAGCAAAGGGGGCCAGCUUAGCUCUCACAUCUACAACAUCUGUUCAGAGGCCAAGGAGACCAUCUACACGCGAGAAGAAGAUGUGAAGUUCUGGAUGGAGAAAGGGGUGGAUGGCUCCAUGUUUGAGGUCCUGCCUCAGUCUGCCGACUUGCCUGAUCUGCAACAUUGUCGGGUCUGUGUAGAUCGCUGGAAACCUUGCAUCUGCAGCUAUGCCUUGAGCAUUGAGUGGUACCCCUGCAUGCUCAAAUAUUGCAAGAGCCGAGACGCAGCGGGAAAGGCAACCUCCUACAAGUGUGGCAUCCGCAGCUGCCAGAAGGCCUACAUUUUUGAUUACUACGUGCCCCAGAAGCAGCUCUGCCUGUGGGAUGAAGAGACUUAGCAGGACACCCGAGUAGCCAUCUUUUUUUUCCAGACUGUGAGGACUUGUCUUCUACCUUCCUUCCUGGAGCUCUGGGUAGGACUACCAAGAUGGCUGCCUGGGCCUGAAAAGAAGAA